CUCCGUUCACUUUUUUACUAUCACCAUUCAGUUUAUACUGUAAUGUUCAAAUAUCAAAAUCAGAUUUUUCUCUACAUUUGUUCUUCGUAGUGCUCUGGCCUUGAGGCAAUCAGAAUGAUUUCAUAAUUGUCAUACUUUCUCUUCUUUUCUCUUUCGUAACUUUACGUGGCUCCUGAGUGCACUUUACUAAUGUUACUCUCGUCGUCAUGAACAUCACACCAACACUCCGGCUAUUAUGGCCCAAAAUAUGUACCAAAAGUAUAGCUAGAAUUACCUAUCAUAAUCAACGACGUUAUGCUUCAACUACAACAGCAGUAGCAAAUGUAAAUCAGAAACCUGAUUGGAAUAGAGCAGUCUCAGAGGCAGAAAAGAUAGUUGGUUACCCUACAUCAUUUCUAAGUCUUAGAUGGCUACUCAGUGAUGAAAUCGCAAAUGUUGCUUUGCAUUUACGUAAGCUAGUUGGUUCCAAUCAUCCUCUUCUAAAAACAGCCAAAGGACUUUUGUAUAAUGGAAGAAAUAAUAUGCAAGCAUGGGGUUUGAUUGUUCUUCUAAUUUCUAAGGCAGCUGGUCAUCUAAAUGUUGAUGAGAUGGAAGAAGAUAAAGCAGCUGGAGUGCUGCAUAGCCAAAGGGCAUUAGCUGAAGUUACUGAAAUGAUAAGAACAAGCCAUCUUGUACAUAAUGGUAUAGUAAAUAUAUACCCAGGGUUAUAUCCAGAACCUGUAAUACUAAAUGAUAUGGCUUUUGGAAACAAAAUUGCACUUUUAAGUGGUGACUAUUUGCUGAGUAAUUCAUGUGCAGAAUUAGCUUCUCUUAGAAACCAAGAACUAGUUGCACUAAUAAGUAGUGCUUUACGUGAUCUGUCUGAAGCUGAAUUUAUUGGUAGAAGAGAUAGACAGAAUAAUCCUUUACCCUCACCUUUUGAACCACUCAAUCAAAGUUGUAACUCAUCGUUACCACUAGAUCCACUCGAACCAUCAAGUUCAUUAGGAAGUAUGCCUCUUACUCCAGCAUUACAAGAUUGGACUAGACGUAAUGUUCUUUCUGCUGGUAGUUUACUCGGUAAAUCGUGUCAAGGGACUUUAGCUUUAGCUGGUCAUGGUGUUGAACUACAAAAACAAGGAUUUUUGUUUGGAAAGCAUCUUUCACUUGCAUGGCAGGCAUAUCUAGAUCUAGAACCUUUUAUGUCUGGAUCUCCAUAUUCAUUGGGUAUUUCAUUUAACCUAACAUCAGCUCCAGUUAUGUUUCACUUAGAACACGAUCCUUCUCUCUUUGAAGAAAUUGACAAAGGCAUAGAAUCUGUACAAAAUGUUGAUUAUGCUAAGGUACAUAAUAUUGUAUUGAAAGGCCCUGGAAUAGCAUACACAAAACAGUUGCAAAAAGAACAUUCACAAAAAGCUAUGAAAGUUUUGGAAGUCUUCGAAGAAAGUGAUGCAAGAACAGCUCUAUCAAAUAUUAUAGUUGCUAUGGGUGGAGAAUGAAAUAUUU
Molecule: messenger RNA, 1485 nt
Organism: Daktulosphaira vitifoliae (grape phylloxera)
Lineage: Eukaryota; Metazoa; Arthropoda; Insecta; Hemiptera; Phylloxeridae
Gene: Pdss2
Product: all trans-polyprenyl-diphosphate synthase PDSS2
Exons: 5
Coding region: 207-1478 (423 amino acids)
Biological process (GO): isoprenoid biosynthetic process; ubiquinone biosynthetic process
Cellular component (GO): transferase complex; mitochondrion
Molecular function (GO): prenyltransferase activity
Source: RefSeq, a predicted model, not a curated record